AGUUUGCGUGUCAAAAUGUCGCAUUUGGACAACAAUCCGUCGUUCCAGGCCAUGGUGGGGGCAAGCGGCCUGGCAGAAGUAUGGACACACUCCACAGAUGCCGCUAAAUUUAAUCAGUUUGGAUGGAGAUGCACAAAUAAAGAAACUUCCUACGGUAACGACACACUAAUUGGAAACUGGAACGAGGAACGAUUCGACAAUAAAAUUGUUAAACAGGCGAAACCAUUGCCGUCUCAGAACAACCAUUACUUUGAAAGUACAUACGAUCAGAGCUACAACUUCAAACCAUAUGAGGUCCCAAAAGAACUUAAGCAUUUAAAAGGUGAGGCGAUUUACUUACAUUCGUUUCGAACGACUCGAGCACUAAGAAAACAACAAAAGGCUUGGAUUAAAUUGGUGAAACAAGCUCCUAAGUCAGAAGACAAAUAUGGUGAUGAUAGUAAUGAUUAUGAUGGUGAUGAUGGUAUUGAAGGUAACUGUACAAAGUGA
Mercenaria mercenaria is the source of this 489-nucleotide messenger RNA. Its product is annotated as UPF0686 protein C11orf1 homolog. The transcript has 4 exons. NCBI's taxonomy places the organism in Eukaryota, Metazoa, Mollusca, Bivalvia, Venerida, Veneridae. The record is from RefSeq and is a predicted model, not a curated record. Bases 16 to 489 code for a protein of 157 amino acids. Gene Ontology annotation, cellular component: nucleus.